Triplophysa dalaica is the source of this 2734-nucleotide messenger RNA. It is a transcript of the gene nap1l1, whose product is annotated as nucleosome assembly protein 1-like 1. The transcript has 16 exons. Gene Ontology annotation, biological process: nucleosome assembly. Gene Ontology annotation, cellular component: chromatin; nucleus. The record is from RefSeq and is a predicted model, not a curated record. Gene Ontology annotation, molecular function: histone binding; chromatin binding. Bases 178 to 1338 code for a protein of 386 amino acids. NCBI's taxonomy places the organism in Eukaryota, Metazoa, Chordata, Actinopteri, Cypriniformes, Nemacheilidae.
ACACGCGCGCGUCCUGGUUUACGUGCUGACGCCAGAUGUAUAUGAGCGCACGAGGCGGAAUCUUUUUCCCUUUUCGCCAUCAGAGAGCGGGAGUCUCGCGCUGUUCACUGCGCAGUAGCACCGCCGCCUCAAACACCGACACGCAUCAGGAUCUCGGAAAUAAAACCGUGAGACAACAUGGCAGAUCUGGACAAUAAAGAGCAGACAGAAAUGGACCCGGCUGAUAUGGAGGAUGUUGAAGAGGUGGAGGAGGAGGAGACCGGUGAGGACAACAGCAAAGCACGUCAGCUUACCAUGCAGAUGAUGCAGAACCCUCAGAUUCUUGCGGCGCUGCAGGAGAGGUUGGAUGGGCUUGUGGGGUCUCCCUCAGGGUAUAUGGAGAGUUUGCCAAAGGUGGUGAAGAGACGUGUCAAUGCGCUCAAGAACCUGCAGGCCAAAUGUGCCCACAUUGAGGCCAAGUUCUACGAAGAAGUUCAUGAACUUGAACGCAAAUAUGCUGCUCUUUACCAGCCUCUCUUUGACAAGCGGAGUGAAAUCGUCAGAGCAUCCUAUGAACCCACAGAUGAAGAGUGUGAGUGGAAACAAGAUGAGGAGGAAGAGCUGACAGUAAGUAAGCAGGAGGAGAUGAAGGAAAAGGCAAAAGUGGAAGAGGAGAAAAAAGAUGAGGAGAAAGAAGACCCUAAAGGAAUCCCAGAAUUCUGGCUCACAGUUUUUAAGAAUGUGGAUCUACUCAGUGAAAUGUUGCAGGAACACGAUGAACCAAUCCUCAAGCACUUACAAGAUAUCAAAGUCAAAUUCUCUGAUGCAGGCCAGCCAAUGAGCUUCACAUUAGAGUUCCAUUUUGAACCCAACGAAUUCUUCACAAACACAGUCCUGACAAAGACUUACAAAAUGAGGUCUGAGCCAGAUGAGUCUGAUCCUUUCUCUUUCGACGGGCCAGAGAUCAUGGGCUGCACAGGGUGCACGGUUGACUGGAGUAAGGGAAAGAACGUCACAUUGAAAACCAUCAAAAAGAAACAGAAACAUAAGGGUCGUGGCACAGUCAGGACAGUCACAAAGACAGUCCCCAAUGAUUCCUUCUUCAAUUUCUUCUCUCCACCUGAAGUUCCCGAAAAUGGUGAUCUGGACGAGGACUCCGAAGCAGUGUUAGCUGCAGACUUUGAGAUCGGACACUUCAUCCGUGAGCGUAUCGUGCCCAGGGCGGUGCUGUAUUUCACUGGGGAGGCCAUUGAAGAUGAUGACGAUGAUUAUGAUGAGGAAGGAGAGGAAGCAGAUGAUGAAGAGGGCGAAGAGGAGGCAGAUGAAGAAAAUGAUCCAGACUAUGAACCCAAGGUGUAAAUGAUGUCUGUAGUAACCCUGUCCUGAAGGAUGCCAACCCCCCAGAGGAGUGCAAACAGCAGUGAUGGCGUGCCCACUUCUAUCAGGAUCCCCUACACUGUAACGGCUUCAAACAAACAUAGUUACUUACCGCCUUACAAUGUUUUGUAUUUUUCUUGGUAGAAAUGAUUGAAAAAUAAAAAUAAAAGGGUUUCAAGAUUUUUGUUACAAAAAACUCAAAACAGUGAGCCUCGGCUCACACUGCAUAGUAUUUUACUAGACCGGUUUCUUUUUUUUUUUUCUGUAUAAUAGUUAGAAUGCAGAAUAUCCCUCAAAGCAUGACACCUGUUUCUUCACUGCUAAACUAGUUGGGUUCUUGUGAAGUCUAUUGUAUUGCUCUUAGACAACAGCUGUGGAAAGACUGUCCGGAGGUGACGUUUAUGUAAAGCGAGUGAUUCCUUUCCGCUCCGAACAACCGAAGCAUCUCUGCAUCUUAGAGACCUAUGUCAUGGCAGGGCGGCACAAAGGUGCUUUUUCUUUCGGUUAAAACCUGUGACUUUCACCCAAUGGUAGGACUCAAUUCGGUCCGUUCAGGCUAAAGUCUCGUUUAAAACAUUCCACCGUUUCCUUCAGAAAAUCCUUACAUAGUCUAAAUGCUCUGUUCGGUUCAUCUUGGAGAAACCGUGACCAUUUCUGAUUGAAACUGACAAUGGCGUCUGUACAUUCCACAUGACAGCGGUUUAGUAGAAGACGCUCUGAUGCAUGACCUUAGUUUUUUUUUUUUUCUGAGCACUUUGUACUUUUGUCAUGUCGUAGCAUCAGAUUGCCUGUAAAAGCCCUCUCCCUAUAAUUGACUGGUUUAUAAUCUAGCGCUUAUAACCGUACGUUGCGCAUCAACGCAACUCUUCGACUGCACUUUUGAACAAACCAACCUCGACCCCAUUGGAGGCUUAGGCCUGGAAUUAGAAACUGAUUGGUGGAGCCAGAUGUGUGAUUCUGGUUAGGUUUUAAGCCCUGAGUGAUGUUUGGAGUAGUUUGUGGUGUCAUGCCACCCUCUGUUUGGCAGGCUUAUCACUGUGAAGGGGUGUGUCUGAAUGCGUUUGUGUACCUGUACAUUCAGAGGAGUCUCUUGGAGAUCUCCUCUUUCCCUGUAGCCCAGCAGGACUGAAGCAGAAAGCAAUAUUCUCACCUGGUAACCCCAAGCCCACAGUAUUCCUGUCUUGCAGCCCAGAUCUGUGCUCGUGUGUAGCGCAGACCGUCUGGUAGUUGAUCAGUUGUCUGUCAAGCGGUUGAAUCAGCAGGGAUCUGUGUGGUCCCUCUCAACAGCUGUUGUCAAAGCAAAAUGCCAUGCUACAAAACUAAUGUACUCAAUAACUGUACUUGGAUGUAUAUUCAUGAAAUAAAUUGGUCAAAUGUG